Messenger RNA from Zygotorulaspora mrakii, 1002 nucleotides. Its product is annotated as 2-hydroxyacid dehydrogenase. Gene Ontology annotation, molecular function: oxidoreductase activity, acting on the CH-OH group of donors, NAD or NADP as acceptor; NAD binding. The coding region runs from base 1 to 1002 and encodes 333 amino acids. The transcript has a single exon. NCBI's taxonomy places the organism in Eukaryota, Fungi, Ascomycota, Saccharomycetes, Saccharomycetales, Saccharomycetaceae. The record is from RefSeq and is a predicted model, not a curated record.
AUGAGAAUUGCAGUAUACAGUGCGCAAGAUUUUGAUAGAGAGACGUUCUGUAGGGCCAACAAAGACAAGGAGCACGAGUUUCUAUUCCACAAUGAAUUGCUGGAGGAGAGCACAACUUCGCUAGCCGAGAGUUGCGAGGGUGUGUGCAUUUUUGUGAAUGAUGAUGCAAACGCCAGAAUUAUUGGAAUGUUGGCUCUGAAAGGUGUUAAGCUUAUCGCUCUGCGUUGUACAGGUUACAACAAUGUGGAUCUGGAGGCUGCAGGUAAAUAUGGUAUCACUGUGGUUCACGUUCCUGAGUAUUCGCCUUAUGCAAUUGCGGAGUAUACCGUGGGACUGUUGCUUGCAAUCGUAAGGAAGAUCAAUCGGGCCUGGAUGAGAGUUAGACUAGAUAAUUUCAGUUUGAACGGGUUAGUCGGGCAGGAUCUGCACGGGAAAACAGUAGGUAUAGUCGGUACGGGGCGUAUUGGCGCUCUCGUUGCCAGGACUAUGAAACUGGGUUUCGACUGUAAUGUUGUAGCCAUGGAUGUCAAAAAGAAUCCGGAUGUAGAGGCAAUCGACAUUCCGUACGUUGAGCUGGAAGAGCUCAUCAGAACGUCGGAUAUUGUGUGUCUUCACUGUCCAAUGAAUAGCAAAACGCGUCAUCUCGUCAACAUGGAAACGAUCAAGUUGUUCAAAAAAGGGGCCACUCUCAUCAACACUAGUCGUGGUGGUCUAACUGAUGCAAAAACAUUGAUAUACGCAAUUGAAGAGGGUAUCCUGGGAGCUUUGGCAUUAGAUGUGUACGAAGAUGAAAAGGAUUUGUUCUUCAGGGAUUUUUCCAGUUAUGUUGUCAAGGAUGCUAAUUUUCAAAGAUUGACCGCGUUCCCUAAUGUCCUUUGUACGGGUCACCAAGCUUUUUUCACUACAGAGGCUCUGGAUUCCAUUGCAAAGACAACGUUAAUUAGUAUUAAGAAAUUUGAAGAAGAAGAAGACUUGCCAACGAAACUCGAAUACAAAGGAUAA